Messenger RNA from Penicillium cinerascens, 2676 nucleotides. RefSeq names its product putative protein kinase Scy1. The transcript is spliced from 2 exons. Lineage: Eukaryota; Fungi; Ascomycota; Eurotiomycetes; Eurotiales; Aspergillaceae. The record is from RefSeq and is a predicted model, not a curated record. Gene Ontology annotation, molecular function: protein kinase activity; ATP binding. Gene Ontology annotation, biological process: protein phosphorylation. Bases 1 to 2676 code for a protein of 891 amino acids.
AUGUUCUCGUCCGCGCUGAAGUCUUUCAGCUCCAACAUCUCCGCCAACUACCAGAUCUCCCCCCACCCCACUGUAUAUUCCGGCCCCUGGAAAAUCCACGAUGCGACGAAAAAGUCUACGGGGACACCGGCGUCCGUCUUCAUAUUUGACCGCAAAGUCCUCGAGCCGCGGUCUGGGAGAUUUGGCUCCCGGUCAGGGUCCUCGUCCAAAAAAUUACAGGAAGAUGUAAUCGAGCGGCUCAAGCGGGAAGCCAGCAACCUCGCCCGGCUGAGACAUCCAUCCAUCCUCCAGGUGCUUGAGCCGGUCGAGGAAACUCGCAGUGGUGGCCUAAUGUUUGCCACAGAACCUCUCACUGCCUCGCUCUCCGGGCUUCUGCUGGAAAAGAGCGAGCAGGAUAGCACGUCGGGUGCUGGUUCGCGGUCCAGCCGAUAUAUGGUCGAGCAGGCCGAUGGAACACGAGGAAGACGGGACUUGGAAAUUGAUGAACUAGAAAUACAAAAGGGGCUGCUUCAGGUGGCAAAGGGUCUUGAAUUUCUCCACGAGUCCGCGGGUCUUGUUCAUGGCAACCUGAACCCAGAGGCCAUCUAUAUCAACGCCAAAUCUGACUGGAAAAUAUCCGGUCUCGGGUUUGCAGGACCUCCUGAUUCCUCGGAAUCUCGAUCAUCAUUGCCGCCCUUGGCUGUCUCCGAGGUGCUCUACCAGGACCCAAGACUCCCUGCUUCGGUUCAGCUAAACAUGGACUACACGUCUCCGGAUUUCGCUCUGGAUUCCAAUGUGUCCUCUUCUGCUGAUAUGUUCUCUCUGGGUCUCAUAAUUAUUGCCCUUUAUAAUUCUCCCCAUGUCUCCCCGCUCCAAACACACUCAAACUUGUCGACCUACAAGAAGCUCCUGAGUUCUCCAUCAACCACUCCAUCUCAGGGCAAUAAUUUCCUUUGCUCAACGCCUAUCCCCCGAGAUGUUCUAUCCCACGUUUUGCCUAGAUUGAUAACAAGAAGGGCUGCGCAACGGAUGAAUGCUCGAGAAUUCCAGCAGUCCCGGUAUUUCGAUAAUGUACUGGUAUCUACGAUUCGGUUCUUAGAAUCAUUACCAGCCAAAAGUCCCAAUGAGAAAUCUCAAUUCUUGCGUGGCUUACAGCGGGUUCUUCCUGACUUCCCUGCAUCAGUGUUGGAAAGAAAGCUAUUGGGGGCUCUUCUGGACGAAAUGAAGGAUCGCGAGCUUCUAUCUCUUUUACUACAGAAUGUUUUUGGGAUCCUCCAACGGAUCCCCAAUGGGCGCCGUACCUUCCCCGAGAAAAUCAUUCCUCGGCUCAAGGAAGUGUUUGGAACAGCUUCUGGCAAAGGGGCCCAAGAACGCGAUUCAAAGAAGGAUGCAGGUCUUAUGGUGGUGCUGGACAAUAUGAAACUUAUUGCGGAAAAUUGCUCAGGAAUGGAGUUCAAAGACGACAUUUUGCCUCUGAUCCGACUUGGGUUGGACUCCCCGACACACUCCUUGGUAGAUGCCUCCAUAAAAUGUCUUCCUGUGGUGCUUCCCGUUCUCGAUUUUAGCACCGUGAAGAACGAGGUGUUUCCUCCCAUUGCGAGCACUUUCAGUCGCACCAGCAGCCUUGCGAUCAAAGUUCGCAGUUUAGAAGCUUUCUGUGUGCUAUGCGGUGGAUCCGCCGAUGACUCUGACGGGUUGGAAGAUGAUCUUACCGGCGUAGUCAAGCCCAGCAAAACGGCGAAGUCUUCUAUUCUCGACAAGUAUACCAUUCAGGAGAAACUUGUCCCAUCUUUGAAAGCUAUCAAAACGAAAGAGCCCUCGGUGAUGGUGGCUGCAUUGAAGGUCUUCCGAGAGGUUGGCAAGAUUGCUGAUACCGAUUUUCUUGCCAUCGAAGUCCUGCCGAUUCUCUGGAGCUUCAGUCUCGGUCCACUUCUCAACCUUAGCCAAUUCAAUGACUUCAUGGCGUUGAUCAAGUCGCUUUCCGCCAAGAUUGAAAAGGAGCAGAUGAGAAAAAUACAGGAGCUUUCCUCCGGGGGAGAGUCCAGUGGGUUUCAAAACGGCAGCAACAGCCUUUCCCAGUCGGCGACAGAUCUUAAUUCUCCUGAUACGGACGGCGCUAGGAAUACUUUCGAGCGUCUCGUUCUCGGCAAGAAUGCAGCGCCUGCAAACGGUAAUGACAUGGAUCUCUGGGGUAGCGUGGAGCCGGAACCCGCCUCCAAGAGACCAGGCAUGUCGCCUGGCUUAUCAUGGUCGAACAACGGUUUAACGUCAGGCCAAGGCGGGGCUUCAAACCAACUUGGCUUCCGCUCCAUCACUCCGGACCAGAAGUUGAGCUCUUUCCCAUCUCUCCAGCCUGGACCGCAAGCCGCCCCCGCGGCACCGUCGUUCCCUACGAUGCAACCAUCCUCACCAACUUGGGGCGCUCAAUCUCAAGGAACCAGGCCCAGUCCCACUUUAAGAUCUCUGUCUGGUAUGGCAAUGAACACUCCCAUGUCUCAGCCACCAUCACAGCAAACAUCCAACUAUUCCGCAUUCUCAAUCCCUCCCCCGCCAGGCAAUAUGGGCUCGAGCAAUGCUAUGAGAUCUCCUUCCUUGAGUACGAACAUGAACUCAGCGCCAUUUCAAACCCAGCAACCACCCCGGCCUAAACCACCAACUCAAAGUUCGGGAUUGGAUAAAUACGAGAGCUUGUUAUAA